AUGCUAUCACUAUCUGUGUUCUUCACCUUGUGCCUUUUGCAACAAGUCUCUGCCUGGAUCCCUCCCAAAAAUGACAUUGAUUGGGAACCCGUCGACGCCAUGAGAGCUCGAUUAGGCCUGGAGUUCAAUUAUACCCCCUCGCUGCUGCAUCCCGAGAUUUGUCGCUUUUUGACCGACCACGAAUGCCAACAUGCCGAUGAAAGCAUGAUCUCUCAUGCCAAAAGCCAUCGACAGUUACAACAAGCCAUAUCGCACAAUCCCAAUCUAGGAACCUUCAAAGUCCUCGUAGUCCUCGUCGUCUUUUCCGAUCACGUUGGUCGUGACAACCGCAUUGCCAAGACGGAUGUCGAAAACAUGUGGAAGACGUUGGUCCCCGAAUGGUUUGACGUUAAUAGUCAUGGCAAGUACGAUAUUGAUCCCGUCGUGGCCGAAUGGGUCGUCACGGACAAUACCGAAUCCUACUAUACAUUUGGCAAACGCGGCAUUACACCCGAUUUUCAAAAAGCCGCUUGGCCGGCACUCGACGCCCUCGACAAUACGCCCGGAUGGGACUGGUCCAUUUUCGACAAGAACAAUGACAACAAACUCGAUUCGGUCAUUAUCACGCACAGUGGAUACGGAGCCGAAACCACCGAAGUGGAUGCCUAUGGGACAUCGUGGGAGAAUCGCAUUUGGGCCCAUGCGUUUGCCGAUGCGGGCGACACGGCGUGGACGUCCAAAGAUGGGAGUGUCCAAUUGGCAGGAUAUACCGUGGCAUCUGCCUUGGAAGAUCACACGGGCGCCAAUCCGGCGACUAUUGGAUUGACGGUUCAUGAAUACAUGCAUACGUUUGGACUAAUUGAUCUCUAUUCCGACGAGGGUAAUGGUAUUGGAAGCUUUGAUAUCAUGGCCUCGCCAUACGGUCCCGCUGGAAAUGGCAACAAACCAGGCCACUUGAGUACCUUUAGCAAAAUUGAAGCAGAAUGGGCCACACCCACCGUGAUUGACUCGGAUGGAGUGUAUACCCUACAACCCCUGGCAUUGACAGAUGAAUCGUACAAGAUUGUACUGCAAUCCUUUGGUUCCUUUGAGGAAUACUUGCUCUUUGAAAAUCGACAAAAGCUGGAAUUUGAUGUCGAUCUUUUUGGAACUGGACUCGCCAUUUAUCACGUGGACACGGCCAAAGACGAACAGAAACAAGCAGGAUAUCCCGGUCAGACCGCCAAUGGCGCAGCAUGGCCCGCCAAUGGAUAUCAUUAUGAAUGCGCCAUGUUGCCAGCGGAUGGAAACUAUGACCUCGAAAAAGGAGUCAACAAGGGCGACGCUGGUGAUCUUUGGCAAUCCGGACAACAACUGGGAACCGGUCAAGGCAACACUGUCUAUCCCAAUACCGAUGCCUACAUGGAGGGAUGGGUUUAUGAGUCGGGUGUCACGGUGAAGGUGUUGGAUCCACAGGGUCAAAAUGGGCGCCCACCACGAGUGCUCCCACUACUGCCAACCCACACUAGUGCACCAACAUCUUCUGCACCAACAUCGGCAAAUCCCACAACUGAGAGCCCCACCACUAGUGCUCCUACGGCAGCAGCACCCACAACCAGUGCUCCUACGGCAGCGGCGCCAACCACUAGUGCGCCUUCGACGGGGGCACCCACAACUAGUGCUCCUACGGCUACGGCACCAACCACUAGUGCUCCUACGGCAGCGGCACCCACCACUAGUGUCCCCACUUCGGAAGCCCCAUCAACAACGACUCCGUCUAUCGCCCCUUCCGAGACACCGUCCAUCGCCCCUUCCGAGACACCGUCUAUCGCCCCUUCGACUGUGCCAAGUUCCACUCCUUCUGAAACACCGUCAAUCACCCCUUCGACUGUUCCUAGCUCCACUCCUUCUGAAACACCGUCUGCAACACCGUCUACUUCGCCUAGCUCCACUCCUUCUGAAACGCCUUCAGUCCAGCCAUCCAGCACGCCUUCAGCGGGGCCAUCUGAAACACCUUCAACAGGUCCGUCAGCAGAACCUUCAGUGCAGCCAUCGUCCAAUCCAACGGGAACUCCAACGACAGGAGCUCCUACAACUUCCGUGCCAACUGUUACCCCUGGAAGCCCUUCCCUGGCUCCUACUACUCAGAUUCCAAGCCACGUUCCGUCCGCUGUCCCUACAAUAUCUCCUAGCUCUUCUCCGACAGAUUCGCCUACAAAGAUACCGAGCGCUGCCCCCACUACAUCCCCCAGCUCUUCUCCGUCAUUUUUGCCCUCAAGCAAACCCACAACAGGGCCAACAGCAUCCCCGAGCUCCUCACCGUCAAUUUCGCCCUCAAAUAAACCCACCACAGGUCCGACAACAUCGCCGAGCUCCUCUCCGACAGAUACCCCCACGGACGCGCCCACUAAAGGCCCCACAGCAUCCCCUAGCUCUUCGCCAACAGGGGCUCCUACAACGCUACACCCGACGGUAACCCCUGGAAGCCCUUCCCAGGCUCCCACCACACAGGCUCCAACCACCGCUUCCCCGACAAAAUCGCCCACAGCAGAGCCUACACGGCUCUGCCUUGAGUGCGUGACAUCGGGACCCGUAUCAUCCGGCGAUCGUCCCAUUUUCAGAGGAGAACCUGGAUUUCAGCUUCAAGAUGAUGGAUCUACAGAAUCCGACGGUGCCCCCAUGGCAGCUCCUGUGGAAGCACGUAACGGGAUGAUCCCCAUUGCUUCCAGUACCAGCUACCGCAAACCUGCUCUCAUCCCGAUUGCUAGUACUACGACGAGAAAUCGGGGUUUCCAACCAGAUGCAUCUGCUCUCGCCGAUGGGAGCAAUCCUGCUCCAGGAGGGGAGCGUGAUGGUCUCAUCCCUAUUGCUUCCAGUACCAGCUUUCGCAAACCCAAACCAGUCCUCAUCCCCGUUGCUUCCAGUACCAGCACUCGAUUACCGCAAUCCUCGGCUUUGGACGAGGAAAGCUCAGCAGCCGUUGGAAGGAAUGACUUGCUAUUGUUCGCGAUGAUUGGAUCCACAAGUUUGUUCGUGUGGAUGUCGAUCUUUUAG
This is a messenger RNA of Seminavis robusta, 3012 nucleotides long. The record is from the annotation of a GenBank genome assembly. NCBI's taxonomy places the organism in Eukaryota, Bacillariophyta, Bacillariophyceae, Naviculales, Naviculaceae.